Lachancea dasiensis is the source of this 726-nucleotide messenger RNA. The record is from the annotation of a GenBank genome assembly. NCBI's taxonomy places the organism in Eukaryota, Fungi, Ascomycota, Saccharomycetes, Saccharomycetales, Saccharomycetaceae.
AUGGCCGACGUCGAGAUGGUAGAAGCUCACUCUGACACUGUGGAUGGCAGUGACUCGUCAGAGUACGCAGAGUUUUGGAUUGACUUGUUUUUAGGCAGAAAGGGACAUGAAUAUUUCUGCGAUGUGGAUACUGACUACAUCAUUGACCGCUUCAACCUGAUAAACCUGCAGAAAACGGUAAGCAAAUUCACCCAGGUGAUCCAGUACAUUGUUGAUGAACUGGACGACAACGCGUUGGAGCAAAUGUCGAGCGCGAGAAUUGACCAACUGGAGCAUGAUGCCUGUAAGUUAUACGGUUUGAUCCAUGCGAGAUACAUCAUUACGAUCAAGGGUCUCCAGAAAAUGCUACAAAAAUACAAAGAAGCGGACUUCGGGCGGUGUCCACGAGUGUACUGCAAUUUUCAGCCACUUUUGCCCGUGGGCCUGCACGACAGUCCCGGCGUGGACUGCGUGAAACUGUACUGCCCUUGUUGCGAAGAUCUGUACAUUCCAAAGUCUUCGCGCCACAGCUCGAUUGAUGGUGCUUACUUUGGAACCAGUUUCGCGGGAAUGUUCCUUCAGGCGUUUCCAGAAAUGGUGCCUAAGCAUCCCGUGAAGCGGUACGUCCCCAAAAUCUUUGGCUUUGAGCUGCACAAACAGGCACAGAUGGCUCGCUGGCAGGAGCUUCAACGCCUCAAGCUUGAGAAAACGCUAGGCUCCAAGGGUGUGAAUAAGGGAUACAAGUGA